AUGUAUGGGCAAACAAACGCAUGGGUGUUGCCUGAUGGGAAGUAUGGAGCUUAUGAAAUCAAUGAAACUGAUGUCUUCAUCCUUACUGAGAGGUCUGCACUCAACCUUGCUUACCAGAACUUUUCAAAGAUCCCUCAGAAGCCUUCCUGCUUAGUUGAGUUGACAGGGCAUGAUCUGAUUGGACUCCCUUUGAGGUCUCCUCUGGCAGUGAACGAGAUCAUCUAUGCUCUGCCCAUGUUAACCAUUCUGACCAACAAGGGUACUGGCAUUGUCACCAGCGUGCCUAGUGAUGCCCCUGAUGAUUACAUGGCUUUGCAUGAUCUAAGUGCAAAGCCUGCUCUUCGAGCAAAGUUUGGUGUGAAAGAUGAGUGGGUGCCCUCUGAAAUUGUGCCGAUUAUCAACAUUCCGAGUUUGGAGAUAAGGCUGCCGAGAAGGUCUGCUUGGAUCUGA
Messenger RNA from Microthlaspi erraticum, 450 nucleotides. The record is from the annotation of a GenBank genome assembly. NCBI's taxonomy places the organism in Eukaryota, Viridiplantae, Streptophyta, Magnoliopsida, Brassicales, Brassicaceae.